Messenger RNA from Ochotona curzoniae (black-lipped pika), 4049 nucleotides. It is a transcript of the gene GALNT2, whose product is annotated as polypeptide N-acetylgalactosaminyltransferase 2. Gene Ontology annotation, cellular component: Golgi apparatus. Lineage: Eukaryota; Metazoa; Chordata; Mammalia; Lagomorpha; Ochotonidae. The coding region runs from base 89 to 1804 and encodes 571 amino acids. The record is from RefSeq and is a predicted model, not a curated record. The transcript has 16 exons.
CUCCUCCCCCGGCCCCCACAGCGCCCGCGGCCGGCCCAGCCAGCACUAGGGAGCAGCGGCGGCCGCGGCCGGCGGCCGAGUUGGGAGAAUGCGGCGGCGCUCGCGGAUGCUGCUCUGUUUCGCCUUCCUGUGGGUGCUGGGCAUCGCCUACUACAUGUACUCCGGGGGCGGCUCGGCGCUGGCCGGGGGCGCAGGCGGCGGCGCCGGCAGGAAGGAGGACUGGAAUGAGAUCGACCCCCUUAAAAAGAAAGACCUUCAUCACAGCAAUGGAGAUGAGAAAGCACAAAGCAUGGAGACCCUUCCUCCAGGGAAAGUACGGUGGCCAGACUUCAACCAGGAAGCUUACGUUGGAGGGACAAUGGUCCGUUCUGGGCAGGACCCGUAUGCUCGCAACAAGUUCAACCAAGUGGAGAGUGACAAACUGCGAAUGGACAGGGCCAUCCCUGACACCCGGCAUGACCAGUGUCAGCGCAAGCAGUGGAGGGUGGACCUGCCAGCCACCAGCGUGGUGAUCACGUUCCACAAUGAAGCCAGGUCGGCCCUGCUGAGGACAGUGGUCAGUGUGCUUAAGAAAAGUCCACCCCAUCUCAUCAAAGAGAUCAUCUUGGUGGAUGACUACAGCAAUGACCCUGAGGAUGGCGCUCUGUUGGGGAAAAUUGAGAAAGUGCGAGUUCUUAGAAAUGAUCGGCGAGAAGGCCUGAUGCGCUCCCGGGUCCGUGGGGCUGAUGCAGCCCAAGCCAAGGUCCUCACCUUCCUAGACAGUCACUGUGAGUGUAACGAGCACUGGCUGGAGCCGCUCCUGGAGAGGGUGGCAGAGGACAGGACUCGGGUCGUGUCGCCCAUCAUUGACGUCAUUAACAUGGAUAACUUCCAGUAUGUGGGGGCAUCGGCUGACUUGAAGGGCGGUUUCGAUUGGAACUUGGUGUUCAAAUGGGAUUACAUGACGCCUGAGCAGAGAAGGUCCCGGCAAGGAAACCCCGUUGCCCCCAUAAAAACCCCCAUGAUCGCUGGCGGGCUGUUCGUGAUGGACAAGUUGUAUUUCGAGGAGCUGGGGAAGUACGACAUGAUGAUGGACGUGUGGGGAGGAGAGAACCUGGAGAUCUCGUUCCGCGUGUGGCAGUGUGGUGGCAGCCUGGAGAUCAUCCCGUGCAGCCGCGUGGGACACGUGUUCCGGAAGCAGCACCCCUACACGUUCCCAGGCGGCAGCGGCACCGUCUUUGCACGUAACACCCGGCGCGCAGCAGAAGUCUGGAUGGAUGAAUACAAAAAUUUCUACUACGCAGCUGUGCCUUCCGCCAGAAACGUGCCCUAUGGGAAUAUUCAGAGCAGAUUGGAGCUUCGGAAGAAACUUAGCUGCAAGCCUUUCAAGUGGUACCUUGAAAAUGUCUAUCCGGAAUUGCGGGUCCCGGACCAUCAGGAUAUAGCAUUUGGAGCCUUGCAACAAGGAACCAACUGCCUGGACACGUUAGGACACUUUGCCGAUGGUGUCGUUGGAGUCUAUGAGUGUCACAAUGCUGGGGGGAACCAGGAAUGGGCUUUGACAAAGGAGAAGUCGGUGAAGCACAUGGACCUGUGCCUUACUGUGGUUGACAGGGCGCCUGGCUCUCUUAUAAAGCUGCAGGGCUGCCGAGAAAAUGACAGCAGACAGAAAUGGGAACAGAUCGAGGGCAAUUCUAAGCUGCGGCACGUGGGCAGCAACUUGUGCCUGGACAGCCGCACUGCCAAGAACGGGGGGCUAAGCGUGGAGGUGUGCAGCCCGGCGCUCUCGCAGCAAUGGAAGUUCUCGCUCAACCUGCAGCAGUAAGAAAGGGCCCCCCGGGAGGCUGCUGCUCCCACGCCACCAGGCCGAGGUCGGUGAUCACAUUCUCGAUUCUGUUUCUUCAAACUUUCCACGAAACUAUAUACCUCAGUAAAUUCCAUCACGGUCUGUGUGGCCGAGGACUUGAGCGAGGAACGCUGGGGGCACCGUGUACACAUAGCAGCAGCAAGCCGAGAGAGGUGCCUGCGCCCCUAGCCACUCGGCAGGUAGCUGGGUCUCCCUUCCCGGAGGCAGAAGCGCCCACCUGCACCCACGGCCCCCUGACACCGUGUGCUCAGCCACUGAGGAGCAAGCACCCUGUCCAUGACCAGCACAUGGGAGAGAAGCUGCCCAACGCCUCCAGGUGGGCUGGUGGACAGGGAGGACGCCCGGGAGCGCCCGCCGGGCCAGCGAGGAAAACGCUUCCAUUUCCGACCCCAUCCGAGUCACGUGUGGUUUCUGCAGCGCCCAGUCAUGUCAUUUCACAGGCUCCUGUUGUUGUCCUCCACCCCCGGCUUCUCCCCCCCAUGUGCCUCCUUGAUGUCCCUUGCGUGUUGAAUAUGAAUUUUCCCACGAUGGACACCUGAUAGGAAUUCCCAGAGAAUGGGGCAUCUGUCAGCCAUGGCCCAGCCAGACAGCAUCCUGACAGAGCAGCUGGCAGCCAGGACAAACACCCAUGGGUGCUACUGUGUUGUGGAGCCCUCCCCCUCCCCCAGCCACCAGUUCCAGCCCACUGCCCUCUGUGGCUUCGACCCAGGCUGCAUUACACGUGCUGUCACUGGCUGGAGACCUUGGCGGGGUGCUUACUCUGAAAGAUAACACUUUGGUGUCUUUUAAAAUUGCAUUUCUUUUCUCUUAAAAAAGUUCACUGCAGCUCCCUGGGUGAGCAGGGAGCGCUUCACGGCUACCUGGUGACAGGGCCAAGGGGCGACACCAAGUAGCUGUGGCACACCAGGUCUGCGGGUGGGAGGGAGGGCUUGGGGGGCUUGGGUAAAGAAUUAGGGAGGGUCAGCAGCAAGCAAUGCCUGCCUAGUUGCCUUUGGGCUUCAGGCCAUAAACAGAAGCCUUCAUGGUCCCAUACAACACUGCUGUGAACCCAAAGUCCCAAAAGGGACACAGGUCUUUGUGACGUCCCCCACGUGGCCACAGGUCGGGCCUAGCCCCUGCUGGAUGGCCCCCUCGUCAUGCCCAUGUACGUGGCCCUGCUUCCUUCUCCAGAUCCCCCCCCCCCCCGCCCAACACACACACACAUAGUGUUCUGGUCUCAAAGGAGACAUGAUGCAGCCAUCCCUGGCCUGAGCUGCUGGACCAAACAACAGGCAUCAUGAAUCCAUGCGGAUUCAGCACCCCGAGGCCAUGGGAGACUGCCUUCCUAUACGUGGGGAGAAGAGGCUCCCCCUCAGGCCCCACACACAUACUCCGGGUGGGGAACCAGCCCAUGUCAUCUCUCUCUUGUACCCCUUUGAGCAGCCAGGGUGGCCAUGAACCCCGGGAACCUCUGCACAUCUCUGGCUUUAGAGCCAGACCCCAGGGUAGGCAGGUGCAAGGAAAUUGGGGACACAUGCUUGGCUGUUGCCAACAGCACCUGGCGGGAACAAGUCUGCCAACCCAUUGGUACGCAGCCCUGGGCACCUGUGAGCUACUACUGCUGUUUUGGGCGUGGGGGUGCAGAGAGAACCGCGAGGCAAUCCAGAUUUGGCCUGUGUUUUUUUUAUACCCUUCCAUCCCACCCAGAACUCUCACCAACAUUGGUACCGUGGGGACACAGGUGCCUGUCUCCCCUGUCCCUGGCACUGCUUGUGCAUCUGUAGGGGAGGAGAGGGACAGGAGCUGACUUUGAAGGGAACAGAGGAUGGCUAGGGAGGGACACUCCGCGGCGAGCUAUGUUUACACGACACAGUGUGCCAAAGUGAUCCACUGCGGCCGCGGGGGUUUCUUAUCACCAGGACUCGCCCUCCCCAGAACCCCCUCAACUCCAGUUUUUAAAAUCUCACAGACUUCUCGGCUGAGAGCAAAGCGCAACACCAUUCACCGUCUCUUCUGUGGUUGGUCCCUUGUCUCCACCCAAGUCAGAAUGAUGGUACCCGCGAGUAUGUUUUUGCAAAAUCCAAAAUAUAGUUUGGUAAUUUUUUUUUCCAGUUGAUUUUUAAAAAAAAAAAAGAACUGCUGUACAGAGCUUGUACUUUGUCCAUUUUAUAGAUGGAAACCAUCCUUGACAAUUGUUUAACUUAAAUAAAGAGAAGAUACUUUA